UAGAAAUGAAAAAGACGACCCAUACCCAGUAAAUUGAGAUAGUGAAAUCCUUAGUGUCUAUCUCCAGGAGGUGAUUUAAAGGCAAUGGAGAGCGCUGAUAUAGAGAAUGAUGAUGAUAUAUCUUCCUCAGACAAUGUGGAACAGACAGACAGUCAAAUAAGCAGUCACAAGACACAAUCUCCCUCCACUCAGGAGAAUGAUGAACUGGAGGUGUUCCGUGAGGAAUGGCGUGAAGAGUUGAAACGCAAGCAGCAGCCGCAAUCAUCCAGUGUAGAGGAAGAGGCAGUGAGUCUCUACUGGAUGGGAGCAGCUGCUGAGAGGAGUGGAGACAUGCACGCAGCUCUGUUGUUCUACAAGAAAGCCUGUCACCUGGUGCCUGAUAUUGACUUUAAACUGAACAAAGAGCAACCACCUCAGAGCAGUGACAGUGAAGACAGUGGCGACGAAGAUGGUCCUAGUGGGUAUGAGCGAGGGUCUAGGGAACUAGUGGAGCAGUUUCAGACUCUCAGUAUACAGGGACCUCACUGGUGUACGCCAGCCAGAUCAACCAAGAGUGUCCACAUCUCGUCCCUCCCUCUGGACGUGGUGAGAUGCAUAGUGCAGUGGGUGGUGUCUGCUCAGCUGGACAUGAGGUCACUGGAGAUAGUCUCCAUGACUUGCAGAGCACUGUAUUGUCUAGCCAGGGAACCACAUCUCUGGAGAAUGGCUUGCAGGAGAGUAUGGAGGGAUGUCUCCAGUGCUAGUAGCUAUGGAGACAGUUGGAGGAGAAUGUUCAUCCUAAAGCCCCACCUACAAUUCAACGGUGUGUACAUUUCCAAAAACUCUUACGUCCGCCAGGGAGAGAGAUCGCUGGACACCUUCUACAGACCAUACCACACUGUCGUCUAUUAUCGCUUCCUACGAUUCUUACCAGAUGGUUCAGUGAUGUACCAGAACACUCCAGAGAACCCGAUGGUGAGUGUGAGCAGACUGUGUCACAAGCACUCCAGGGAUGAGUCUGUCCUGCUGGGGGAAUACACACACACUGGUAGCAAAGUGGUAGUGGAGGUGGUAUCCCAGGCAACAGGGGGUUCCCCUCAACGUCAAAGGGGGCGUGGCAAGGGAAAGAGACAGGGGAGCAGCUAUGACAGGAAGUUUCACUUGGAGUUGUCUCUGAGCAGUAGCUCCAGUAGACAGAGAUGCAACCAGCUCUCAUGGAGGGAGUACUCAUGUCAGUCACUGCACAAGCCGACAGGGCAUGCCCAGACCUCCCACUUUAACCUGGACUAUACCUACACUCCGUUCUACUUCUCAAGAGUUAAAAGCUACUCCACAAACUCCACAGGAAUGCUCACUUGAUAGUUUGUGUCAUAUAAUUUUCUACUUUAUGUCAAAUAUACAUGCAUGCAUGCAUUCUCUUGUCAUCAUUAAUAAUGUUGUUUGUAAGAUCAUCAUCAUGUGUAUAUACAAUUAAUGAUAAAUUGAAGAAUGUAUAA
Halichondria panicea is the source of this 1475-nucleotide messenger RNA. Its product is annotated as F-box only protein 9-like. Lineage: Eukaryota; Metazoa; Porifera; Demospongiae; Suberitida; Halichondriidae. Gene Ontology annotation, biological process: SCF-dependent proteasomal ubiquitin-dependent protein catabolic process. Bases 85 to 1338 code for a protein of 417 amino acids. The transcript is spliced from 12 exons. Gene Ontology annotation, molecular function: protein binding. Gene Ontology annotation, cellular component: cytoplasm; SCF ubiquitin ligase complex. The record is from RefSeq and is a predicted model, not a curated record.